Messenger RNA from Sitophilus oryzae (rice weevil), 820 nucleotides. RefSeq names its product cytochrome b ascorbate-dependent protein 3-like. The transcript is spliced from 5 exons. The coding region runs from base 158 to 820 and encodes 220 amino acids. The record is from RefSeq and is a predicted model, not a curated record. Gene Ontology annotation, molecular function: oxidoreductase activity. Lineage: Eukaryota; Metazoa; Arthropoda; Insecta; Coleoptera; Curculionidae.
CCAACAAUUACUCAUAAAAUCUUUAGAAACCAAUCAUCACAUCAGUGAUUUAUUUGUAUAUAGGCAUUUUAAAGUUAUAACUAUAAUAUAUGUUUGUUGCUACUGGAAGAAAGUUCGCUUAUUUUUUUCCAAAUUGACUGUUUUGAAAAUUAAAAUAAUGACAGCGCCGUCUAAAGUUGUUCUCAAGCAUUAUGCUAGGGUAACAGUAUUUGGUCUACUAGCCUGCUCCAAGCUUCUAUUCUGGAUCUAUUUCUAUCAAGGGGGCUUCGCAUGGAAUUCGAAUUUAGCAUUGAAAGCCAACUGGCAUCCGUUUUUGAUGACGUUUGGAAUGGUGUUUUUAUACUCUCAAGCUAUGGUGGUGUUUCGAACAGCUCAUGGAGUCUUAGACCGUAAAGUUCUCAUAGCUAUUCAUGUUGGAAUUCAUCUCGUAGCUUUCAUCAUAUCAGUGAUUGGUUUAAGUGUCAUUAUAGAUGUGUUUCGGCAAUAUGGAACCAGUCAGUUUAAAUCCGUACAUUCUAUCCUAGGAUUAUUCGCUAUAUUUUUAACUGGAUUUUUGGUUGUUAUACAACAUCAACCCAUUCUCAGCAAAUAUUUUCAUAUGGUGAUGGCAUCAUUAACUUUGUUAGCAGCUUCCAUUGCUGUGACAUCUGGAUUGGCAGUAGCAGGAAAUUACUCUUUGUAUGUGUAUAUUGCCUCUCGCUCUGCCAGCAUCAGCAGCUCAAGCGAAUGGAGAAACGAUAGAGCUCACCGGGAGAGCAUCCAAUCUGGCGAAAAAGAGCCAGCUCAUUUCCACAGUUCGUUUCCAGAUAUCGACUGUUAA